Messenger RNA from Folsomia candida, 1805 nucleotides. RefSeq lists its product as uncharacterized. The record is from RefSeq and is a predicted model, not a curated record. Lineage: Eukaryota; Metazoa; Arthropoda; Collembola; Entomobryomorpha; Isotomidae. The coding region runs from base 339 to 974 and encodes 211 amino acids. The transcript is spliced from 5 exons.
GCCUUUACUAUGAUGUUAGUAAACAGAUACGAAGUAGAGUUGGGUCGUUGAUCUGAUCCUUCAAGCCAAAUUCUGCACAACAGAACCAACUCCGCAUAAAGUCACGGGGAGAGAGAAAUGUGCUGCGGAGAAAGCCAUCGACUUCCACAACGUCGACACGACUGAUGUCACGUACCUUCCAAAAAAACCUGCGACGACACCACCUCUCCAGAUAAUUUCGAAAUUGACAAAUCCAGUUUUCCACACUGAUUGAGCAGUGUUUUUAGUGUCUUGCAUAUUUUCAUAUACUUGAGGAAAUCACGGUUUUUAAGUGAAAGCAUAUAAUUUACGAUACGCAGAUGAGACUACGGGUUGAAGUCGAAUGGCAAGGUGAGCCGUGGAGAAAGCGGGUCCGCAUUCAGAAGUUGGCCAUAAUCGACGCCAUAUUUGGCAUCCUCGUCGCCAUAAUUUACAUCGUCAAGUUGGCAUUUCCCGAUCUUGAACCUGACUUCGCUGGCCUUACGUCCGCGGAUCGAAUCAAUAAUUCACUGGCUCUUGUAUUUCUCAUUGCGGCGAAUCUCAUUCAAACGGCGCAAGCUGGUUGGUUAGCCUUUGUUGUGAGCAAGAAUGAAGGCCGUGACCCCACAAGCUGUUUCGAAGCAAGCAAAUCAUGGUACGAUUUUACCCAGUUUUCUUAUCUAUUUGCCAUUGUGAAAUGCAUCAUCGGGGUGAGUUACAUCAUCCAAGUGGCUCCUGUCCCCUGGGUGCUGGCGUUGGUAGGGGUCACGCUGCUCGAAAUCGUCUUCAAAAUGUACAUGCUCUACAACGUCUACGGAUUUAUGAAAGAUCUCAAACAGAGUUUGAAGUACAUGCCGAAAUUCAAAUUUAUUCCGGUCAGAUCGUCACCAUCGCCGUCAAUUGGAUCCGAGGAACGAUACAUGUAUGACAGAUUCAUCAACGUGGAUUUCAACGCUAACGCCAAACUGUUGGCGUAAACGGGCAAACGCAAGCAAUAAAAGUCAUAAUAAGUUAUUAUGAUAACACAAAUUAGUUGUUAAUUAUUCAGUAAUAUAUGUCGUGUCAUUUUAGUUAGUUUUAGUAGUUUACAUAGUUGUUAUGUUUAGUAAUGAUAAUAAUGAUUACUCGAUUUACAUACAUAUGUACAUAGAUUUCUGUAGACUCGAAUAAGUAAAUCCGUAAUACAUAUUAUAGGUUCCUUCCAGAAACGCAUAGUAUCGAAAAGUCUUCAUGAAAUUUAAUUAGCCAAAAAACGUACAUACCACUGUAAUAAGUAGCGCUUGUAGAAUGUCAAAUAGAUACUUUCAUACCUCCAUAAUAUGUAUUUGUCUAGAAUAUAAUUAUAAUUGCCAGUGUUGUGUAGCCUUAAUUUUUAGAAUGAUAUACACGCAACAAAUUCUAACUCUAGUCUAGUUCUGACUUAUCUUUCGAUAAGAUAAAAAUGAUCAGGUUUGUCGGAUUGGUCGUCUUGUCAGAUUUUUGUAAAAAAAAUUGUCUGUCCUUCAUUUUUGUAAAACAAGAAGGGAUAGAAAAGUAGAAAGAAAGCUGUGAUAGAGAUGUGCAAAGAAAUUGAAAUUGAAGGACUGAAUGCAACGCUGCUAUUAUUCUGGUGACCUGAUCUUUUUUCAACAAACUUCCUACAGUUUCGCUAAAUAACGAGAAAACAAAAUAAUUCUUUGUUAAUUUAUUAACAAUCAUAAACUUGACUUGUAAAAAAAACUAACGCUUUCAACCCAUGAUUUGAUAAUAUGUAACAACUUGCAAAUGGGAUAAAAAUAAAUAAAAUCAUAGAUACGAUAUGCGAAUAA